UUCAUAUAUAAAAUCAUCAUCUUGAAUGUAUUUUAGCUAACAUCAGAGUCUGGUGUGUUCUCUAUAGUCCCUUUAUUCGAAGGCUACUGCUCCACGCUUACGGCAUAGCUCGAAUGUCGCCAUUGCGAUCACCACCUCUGUCUCAGCUAAUUAAUUACUGGCAACCAGGUUUCCUUUCCGAGCGGGCGGUUAUAUUCUUCUUAAAUCUACCAUCCGAGAACAGCAAGAGAAGAGAUGAGCAAGGAUAUAUACCCAUCGUACCCUCCAACCCUUACGGAGGAGAGGAAGAAGUUCAUCCUCGAGACCGUAAGGGACUGGUCGAUAGCACGAGGACUGGCAGUGAGGCCUCCGCCUUCCUUCGUGGAUCCUAAACAUGAUCCUACCGGUGUACUAGCAACGAGUGCCCCGGUGACACUGUUCCCGAGUUUGUUUCCUCGGUCGGCUUUUAAUGAAGCAACGUCGAUACAAAAGGCUUACAAUGAGCUGUACGCGGCCAUCACCAUGGACAAGGGCUGGCUACAGGAGAUCGUAUCUGAGAUUGCCGGCAUAGACGAGUUUGUUGGACAACUCUGGUCAGUCCAUGAAGCUGUAGCCAAGGAAGGAUAUGCUCAGGAACUGAACCUUGGAAUGUUCCGUUCAGACUAUAUGAUUCAUGUAGAAAAGGGUAAACCGGGAUUAAAACAGGUCGAAUUCAACACCAUUGCCUCGUCGUUCGGUGGCCUCUCAUCCCAAGUUUCGUCUCUCCAUAAACAUUUGCUGGCAAGCCACGCAUACCCGGACGAGAUCACUGGAGCUGUUACCGCGGAAAGCCUCCCCCCCAACCCAUCCAUCAGCGGACUCGCAUCGGGGCUGGCGGCUGCACACCGAGAAUAUACCGCGAAAUCAAACCGGCCAACUUGCGUGCUCUUCGUCGUGCAGGACCCAGAGCGAAACAUCUUCGACCAGAGACUGAUCGAGUAUGCGCUUCUGGAAGAGGCAAAAGUUCCUUCAUUCCGGCUGCCAUUUGCAGAAACGUUGAAGCAUACCAGGCUUGAGUCCGAUAGGAGUCUCACUUACACGCCGCCACACAGCCCCGAGAAGACUUACGAGGUCAGCGUGGUAUACUACAGAGCAGGAUAUGCUCCUACGGACUAUGAAUGGCCAGAAGCUUGGGAAGCUCGACUGUACCUAGAACGGAGCAGCGCCAUUAAAUGCCCCAGCAUCCUAACUCAUCUUGCUGGGUGCAAAAAGGUUCAGCAAGUCCUUGCAACGCCAGGCUCGUCGCAUCUCCAAAACUUCAUCAAAGACACGCUCGAGCUCCAGCGGGUUCGGGAAACAUUCGCACCUAUAUAUCCCUUCGACGACAGCGCGACCGGCACCAAGGCCCGAGAACUCGCCCUCAACCCCAAGACCGCGGCCCACUACGUCCUCAAGCCGCAGCGCGAAGGCGGCGGAAACAACAUCUACCGCAAGGCCAUCCCGGACUUCCUGAAAAGCAUUCCCGAGACACAGUGGCCGGCCUACAUCCUGAUGGAGAUGAUCGAGCCGCCUCCGCAGCGGAACACCAUCAUGCGGAACGGUGACGUGGAGGAGGGAGGGGUGAUAUGCGAGAUCGGCGUGUACGGCGUCUGCCUAUGGAGGAUUGCAUCGGGGGAGCAGAAGGGCGGAGAGAUAUUGCAUAGUGCCAACGCUGGGUAUUUGCUGCGGACGAAGGGCGAUCAGAGUGAGGAAGGGGGUGUCGCGGCUGGGUUCGGGGCGAUGGAUAGCUGCUCCUUGGUUGAUGUGUAGAUUAGGGAUAUCAUCUCUACGCAAUGCUAGAAGCUACGUUUGAAAAUCACUAGAAUGAACAUUGGUGACCACUCAUAGAGGAG
Molecule: messenger RNA, 1850 nt
Organism: Eremomyces bilateralis CBS 781.70
Lineage: Eukaryota; Fungi; Ascomycota; Dothideomycetes; Eremomycetales; Eremomycetaceae
Product: glutathione synthetase-like protein
Exons: 3
Coding region: 235-1767 (510 amino acids)
Biological process (GO): glutathione biosynthetic process
Cellular component (GO): cytosol
Molecular function (GO): glutathione synthase activity; glutathione binding; ATP binding
Source: RefSeq, a predicted model, not a curated record